Haemonchus placei is the source of this 1077-nucleotide messenger RNA. Lineage: Eukaryota; Metazoa; Nematoda; Chromadorea; Rhabditida; Trichostrongylidae. The record is from the annotation of a GenBank genome assembly.
AUGAUCGGAUUGGUGUGGUCGCUGGUUUCGUCAGUGGUGGAAACAGCUCGAAGGCGGAGGUUGGCUGCUUUCUUGGCCGACUUCCUCGCUCAUGUCAGCAAUGACGGGCUGAUGCUCGUCUGUAGACACAUACCAUCAGUUACAUCAGCGUCUUCAUCGAAUGGACUAUCACGAUACUCUAGUGAUCCACAAAUUUCCACUGUAAGUAACAACCGAUCGGUACUGUAUAGAAACGAGCGAACCGAAGUCGUCACUGAAAAAGCUGAGCCGUUGAAAACAUCGCAAUGGCGAUUUGCAAAGGGCAGUGUCGUACCUCCAACAGCAGCCGACAGCACUGUGUUCUUCAUCGCUCAACGGACAUCUGCCAACGAAUCGAAUCCCACUGCCAGGCUCACUGCCUUUGAUGCCGUUCCAUAUUGCAGCAUUUUUUUAGAUUCGAGCUGUGAGAGGAUUGGCUGGCAUCGAUUCGCAAACGCUACCCUCUACUCCUGUCCUCUGGAGCGGUUCGUCGACGUUGUCUACGCUUUCUCUGAAGGGGCUCUUUUCGACAACAUCACAGACGCGCGGUUGGUCGACAGUGUUAAUACUGUUUCGAUACCGUACAGUGAGAUUUCCGAUAGUAUCAUCAGGGCAGAUUCACCACUCGCUCAGUCACUAACUAAUUUGAAUCAGCGGCCGCUGACGCUGUUGGAGCAACUGUACCGGGGUGACAGUAGACCCUGGCCGCAACAGUUCAUCAGCGAAACUGCUCUUCACGUUAUUGGUCAACGUCCAUUCGAUUCGAUUCCCAGACAGUACUACAAGGAACUACAAUUCUUCCGGUAUGCCUGUCGCGUACCUGCAGAGCCACUGCACUAUCUGUUCAAAAGCUCACUCGGACAACUUCACAUGGCAGAAAUACCCGGUUAUGUUUGGGCGUUGCGGGCUACUCGAUCAGACCGAUUUCCAAAUCGAGCCGGGAAAUUAACUCGUGAACGAUUGAGGCCAACAGUCACCAUUUCUGGACCUGAUAGCAAUCAAUGGUGGAUUGGGUUGGAAAUUUCCGUCAUAAUGCGAAAUGCGCCCCUGAAUGCAUAG